Messenger RNA from Protopolystoma xenopodis, 1109 nucleotides. The record is from the annotation of a GenBank genome assembly. NCBI's taxonomy places the organism in Eukaryota, Metazoa, Platyhelminthes, Monogenea, Polystomatidea, Polystomatidae.
UGUCAGCACCACCAAGCACUCUGACCGGAAGUACUGGCAAUAGUGGUGGUAAGAAGCAGCGCAAGCGCCGCCAGGCUGGGCAAGAUCCAGCAAGUGCAACAGCCACUUCUGCGUUACCUAUUGGAGGCUCAGCAUCAGGUUCGCAGAAGUCACAUUGCCCUGUCGCGGUCGGAGGUUUCACGACCUCUGCAAACGGCCCCUCGGCAGCUAAAUUGCCGCGGCUUGGUCAUGCACCCUGUCCUUCUGGCCCUCUGACAAUGAUUAUGAUGCCCCAAUCUUCCGGGGUUUCCGGACUCCCAGGAGCAAGCUCGGCUUGCUCUGCCUCCGAAACUGGUAUGAUGAUUAUGCAUUCUUCAAACACAUCUGCUAAUGGAACCAUCUCUUCUGCCACUUCAACCUCAAUGCCUGUAGCUCGUGUAAUUUCUUCAGGUUCUAUUGCUGGAGGCCUGAGCUUAUCGGCCUCUACUAGUUCUCUUGCCUCCACUUCCGUCUCUGGCUCUGCUGUCUCUAACAUCGCAUCCGCUGUCGCCUCUUCAGCCUCAAACUCUACAAAUGCCUUGCCUUCCGGUCGUUCAGUAUAUGAUUUCGACGAUACUCCCGUUACGAUAGCUAUCGGGACCAGCACUACGGCACUUAUGAUGAUGUCAAAUACAGCUACAACGAUGCCGUCGGCAUUAGUUACUUCAUCCUCCGGAUCUAGUGUCUCUUCGUCUAGUUCAGCAAAUCCUCUACCCACGGGAAGUGGAGGGAUGCUAAUCGGACCUGUAGGGACUAUCCCACCGGGUCUUGUCAAGUCACCUCCUCUCUCAACACUUACUAGUAUCGCGGCUGGUGGAGCCGGAAUUUCUUCCGGCAAUCUCAGCGGCAGCAGUUCCACCUGUGGCAUUGUUGGCGGCAACAUUGGCAGCUCUGUUAGCGUUCCUGGUACUGGCAUUGGUGGAAUGUCUCAUAUGAUAGCCACUUCUGGUGGGACAACUGAAUCUGGUCUAAUAUCUGAUAGAGCGGGUACUCAUUUAGUUACCAAUUCUACUUCUACCUCCCACAGCAGCAGCUCAUGUUCAAGUAAGAUGUUAUUUUUUAAGUUAUUGAGGGGGAAAUUUUACUUUUAA